GCGUCCUGCAGCCGCUCGCCCUCCGCGGCCUCGCCGUGGCCAGGCGCGGGGACACCCGGGAUGUCCUCGUCGCCCGCGGAAGAGUGCCGGUCGCCCGUGGGGCUUGACUGCUGCAGCUGCUGCUUGGACCUGGCCAACCGGAGCGGGCUGGAGGAGGGGGCCGGGGGCGAGAACAACAACCCGGGCAGCCCCACCGUCAGCAGCUUCCGGCAGCUGCGGGAGCAACUGGUCCAACAGAACCUCAACACCGACAAGCUGAGCUCCAUCAUGCGCCAGGACUCGCUGGAGCCCGUCGUGCGGGACCCCUGCUACCUCUUCAACCAGGGCAUCUGCAACAGGAACAUCGACCAGACCCUGCUCUCCAUCCUCCUGUUCUUUCACAGCCCGGGUUCUAUUUUGAAUGCCCAUGGCUCUUUCCUUCCCGCCUCCCCUUCACAGUCACGGGGCCUUACUGUGCAGGACGUGCAGGCUGCACCUCCAAAUGCAGACCGGGUUCACCCCUUCUCCCAGCCCCCAAGCAGCGCCUCUGGAGCCAGCGUGGUGGCCAUCGACAACAAGAUCGAGCAGGCGAUGGAUCUUGUGAAAAAUCAUUUGAUGUACGCUGUGCGGGAGGAGGUGGAGGUCCUGAAAGAGCAAAUCAAGGAACUGUUGGAGAAAAACUCCCAGCUGGAGCGUGAGAACAGCCUCCUGAAGACCCUGGCCAGCCCUGAGCAGCUGGAGAAGUUCCAGUCCCGGCUUCCAGCAGAGGUGCUGUGCCCUGACGAGCAGAGCCCCGGGGUGGCUGGCCUGGCCCAGCACUCCGGGGGCUCUGCGGUGUAAGGUGGCUCUGUCCUCGGGGUGGGCAGAGCCACAGAACUCUUUCUACUUAAUCUCCUGCAAAAUCGUUUCCGCCUUCAUCUCACACGAAGGACUGCCAGACCCUGGCACUGAGCCGUGCCCCUUGGGCAGCCCUGGCCAGCCCGCAGAGCCAGCGGCUGUCUCCUUCAUGAGGAUGCUCUUCUGCAAGGAAGACAGGGGCAGCUGACCCCCCCUCCCCAUCCGACUGCCCACCUGGUGCCAGGAGGAGAUCUGUGGUACCUGCUCCAGGCUCUGCUGAAGAGCAGAGCUGGGCAGUGUUUGGCACCGUGAUGGUAACCUGCGGUUGGAAGGAGCGCGUGCCAUGCCCCAGGCCGUGGUUGCGUUCUGCAGGGGGGUGUCUCUUUCUGGCAAAGCCUGACAUUGGAGAGAGAUCGAUGUUUAGUGAGCGAAGCACGUACGUACCGCGAGCCACCCAGCCAGGAGCCUGCUGGAAUCUGACCCAGACUGAGCAGCACCAGGGGUGGCAGCUGCAGCAUAGACCAUGGCUGAACGCACAGCUGUGUGGGAAUUACAAGGAAAAAAAGCUUGUUUUGUUAGUUUGGGCAUCUUCUGUAGCUGUAUCUAUGUAUAAACAUGCGCACGAGAGGUGCCUUUGAGGCUGCGGGGUGCCCGCUCUGGGUCAGCCAUGCCCAUCUGAGCAGCUGGGGCAUUCGACGGCAGACUGGAAUGGUGAGCACCUGUCAGUGGGCAGCCAACUAUUGCGACUGGCGCCAAGGAGGGAACAGAUUCACUCCUCUCUGGCAUCCCAGCUGACACAACCGUGUGGGAGUGCUGGGAGGAUCUGGACUGACCGCUGGGCAGAGCCACGAACCAGGCUGCGCUGUAACCCACUGGGGUGGAGGAGCCAGCCCAUGCUCCUGGGCUCCUCUCUGUCCCUGGCCUGUUCUCUGGGAUGUGACGGGACAUUGCUUUUGAUGUCAGAAGCGGUGACACUGUUGUGUAAAUCUAGAUAGAAAUGGCAAUAAACUCUACUUUUUAUAUAUA
This is a messenger RNA of Hirundo rustica (Barn swallow), 1842 nucleotides long. It is a transcript of the gene TSC22D3, whose product is annotated as TSC22 domain family member 3. The record is from RefSeq and is a predicted model, not a curated record. Gene Ontology annotation, biological process: regulation of transcription by RNA polymerase II. The transcript is spliced from 4 exons. NCBI's taxonomy places the organism in Eukaryota, Metazoa, Chordata, Aves, Passeriformes, Hirundinidae. Bases 61 to 819 code for a protein of 252 amino acids.